UUAAAAUAAAUAAAUAAAAGGAUAAUGCAUUAAAAAGCUUAAAAGAAACAUUAAAACCAAUCAAGAGGGCGAGUAGGGAUGAAGAGGUACAGAGGGGGCAAGGUCAUUUAAAACCAAAAUAAGAAUUUUAAAAUUAACUCUAAAAUACACUGGGAGCCAAUGGAGUGAGGCCAGAAUAGGGGUAAUAUCUUCUGUUUUUUUUUUUUUUUUUUUUGAGUACCUAUUAAAAGACCCGCCCCAGCGUUUUGAACCAGCGGUAGACGAGAAAGCAAAGACUGAUUCACUCCAACAUAGAGUUCAUUACAGUAAUCCAGGCGGGGUGAUAUAAAAGCAUGGAUCACUGUUUCAAGGAGCUGUCUUGACAGAAAAAAAAUAGUUUUGCCAGCUGCCUUAAGUGAUAAAAACAUGAUCUAACAACCACACUGAUCCGACCAUCUAAUUUAAAAUCACUGUAUAAUUUAAAACCCAAAUCAGUGACACUUAGUUUAAAGGUUGGAGGUUACUGCUGGAGAAGUUUGAUCAAAGUAAUAAAUCUAGCAGUUUUCUUGCAAAUCAUUGGAAAAUGAGUAAAGAAAAUGUAUUUCUUUCAUUAUUAACUGACAACAAUGUGUAAGGCAAGGCAAGUUUAUUUGAAAAGCACAUUUCAGUAACAAGAUAAUUCAAAGUGCUGUACAUGAACAGAAGGUAAGAACAGAGAACAUUAAAGAGCGAAGCACAUUGCAGUGGAAUAGCAGCAGGUCAAGAUGUAAGACAAAUUGGACUACAAACUGAAACACAAACUUUUUAAGGCAACUCUAAUCAAAAAGGUUCUUAACCUUGAUUUAAAGGAACUCAGGGUUUAAGCACGUUUACAGUCUUCUGGGAGUUUGUUCCAGAUAAGUUGAGCAAAAGAACUAAAUGCUGUUUCUCCGUGUUUGGUUCUGAUUCUGGGGAUAAAGAUGUAACGACUGGACACAGAGGACCCAGAAUUCAGCCAGACAAGAUCAGAUAGUGUUAAAAAAACAAAAACAGUUUGAGACAUAAACUGCUGCAGGUCGAGGGUGAAUCACUAGCUUCUGGGACAGGAACCACUUCUCACAAUCUGGAAACAUUAUUUAGUUGCUAAGCUAUUCAGGGAUUUAUAUACUAAUGGAAGUAUUUUAAAGUGUAUUCUCUUAGAUACAGGGAGCCAGUGUAAGGACUUCUGAACUGGGGUGCUAUACUCUUCUUUCUCAGUCUUAGUGAGGGCAGGGGCAGCAGCGUUCUUGUAACAACUGCAGCUGUCUGAUCGACUUUUUUGGCAGCUCUGAACACACCACAACAAAGAUUAAAGUCAACAUAUGCUGCAGCUUUGCAUCUUAGUUAAUAUUAACUGGAUGGUCACAGCUCUUUGCUCAGUUAUGGAUGAAUAAAGCCGUGUAGGAGGUGUCAGUGUGACUACUACGGGUUCUUCCGGCUUGUAUCAUUUUAGUUUAGGUCAUCUUUGAUCUUUGAUCUCAUAAGACAGGAAACAUAGCUGUACUUGAGCAAGUCACUAACCAAAGACUUUUGUUAAUUUUUUUACCCGUUACACACCAUUCGGUAAGCUAUGGAUUUAGGUGUGAGAAGUGAGAUUCUUCUGUCAUUUUACAUCAUCUCCUUCCUCUUUGGGCUUCCAGCGAAUUUGGUGGCUCUGUAUGCCUUUAGCAUCAAGAUCCACUGCAAGCCCCUCCCAACAGACAUCCUGCUGCUGAAUCUGACUGUUUCAGACCUGCUAUUCUUGAUCGUUCUUCCUCUCAAGAUGCACGAGGCAGCAUCAGAGAUGAAGUGGAAUUUGCCCAACUUCUUGUGCUCCAUCACCUCCUUUACCUUUUUCUCAACGAUCUACACCAGCUCCUUGUUGCUGAUGGCAGUCAGUGUGGUCCGCUACAUAGGUGUGGCCUUUCCUGUGACUUAUCAACAGCUGCGAAAAGCAUUGUACCCGAUCAUCAUCAGUGCUAUCAUUUGGCUGAUCUCAGCGGCACACUGCAGCAUUACCUUCAUUGUCCAGCAUCACCCAUCCCUGUCCAGCUCAAACUCGUCUGUUUGCUAUGAGAAUUUUACACAGAAGCAGCUGGAGAUCCUCCUCCCAGUGCGUUUGGAGUUUUUCAUUGUGCUCUGCCUUGUGCCUCUUCUAAUUUCCAUUUACUGCUACCUGCGCUUGAUUUUGAUCCUGUACAGCCGUCCCAGGAUAACCUGGAUGCAGAAGAGGAAGGCUAUUGGCAUGGCCUUGGGGACUCUUGCUGUGUUUCUCAUUUGUGUUCUCCCAUACAAUUUCUCUCAUUUAUUGGGUUUCUUUCAGGGCAAGAGCCCUGAAUGGAGGUACUACACUCUGCUUCUCAGCACACUGAACACCUGUAUUGAUCCCAUUAUAUUCUAUUUUUCCUCCUCAGUCUUCCACUGCGGUAGCAAGAAAUCUAUUUUCAGAAAGCGUGGUCUUAAUGAUGUAAAGAUGGAAAUGAAGGGAACAUGCUCGAACUGAAAUUGAAUGCGUUCAUUGAAUAUGUAGAUUCUUUUGACAGGUUUGCUUUUUAGUCCCUUUAUUCAGUUCUAAACUCUUUUUUUGUGGGAGGACCUCCUCUUUUUAUUCUUAGUUGUGCAAGCAUGAACUUUGGUCGAGAUUUUCAUAAGAAAACCACUUAACCUUGCCGUGUACGAUUUUAAACUUCAGAAUAUCAUUAGUCACUAGGAAACUGUCAGUUUUAAUCUUAUAGAUUGAUUAAAUAAGAGUUGGCAUUUUUUUUCUCUGCAUUAAAGCAGACUUUUUUGCACUAAUGGACUCUGUAGACAUACAGUAUGUAGAAUGUAGGUGUAGAUAACAACAAGCAUGAACAAUAAAACAUAAAUUAAUGUAUAAUUUGCACAGAGACCUAGAACAAGAUAGAAAGAGACCAAAUUGAAAAUCCAAACAGAACAAUGAAACUAUUUUUCAAACUUUUAUACAUGGUUGGAUGUGAAACUAGAUUGAUGUAUGAUUAGUUAUGAUAUGCAAAUGUUUUUUUUUCUAUCAACACAAAAUGAAAUAAAUACCAACUCAUAGCAGCUGCAACUGUGAGAUAUUUUCUGAUUAAAAAUGUCAUGCCUGAGUACUGAGUAUCCCCCUGUAUUAUGUAGUAUUCUAAUUAAAAAAAAAACCUCAGCAUUUUCUAUGUGAUAAACAACCUGUGAAGAGUGUUGUGGCUGUUGCAGCCGAGACGAGUAUGUUGAACAAAGAGAAAUUACAGUCACUAAAACAGUUGCCCUGUAAGUUUACAGUCAUAAAAGGACAUUGGUAACAAAGGGAGCUGCUUUGGAGGGUGCUGAAGGUCACUUCAUUUGGAUAUUACCUGGGAACAUCAGGCAGGGUUACAUAAUCAUGAUGUAAUGAUGUUACACUCCAGCAGACUCGAGCAAAGAAAAUAAGACUCAUUUUAGUUUUCUAUGUAGUUCUUGAACUUGUGUGCUUCAGUGCAGAUGGAGCGACAUGGUAGCAUUAAUAAAUGCUUUCUCAAACAGCCUGUUGAAAAAAAUAUGCACGUUAAAAAUCACAAGAAUAAACAAAAGUAAUAAAACUAGGAUUUUGAGGUUUAUGGUUUUUGUUUGGUUUAACACUGUUUAUUCCAUGGCUCAAGUAGCUCUAACUAAAAAGUCAUAUACAAGAAUCAAAAAAUAUUCAGGGAGAAACCUGAUUUGAGACUAAUAGGAAUAUAUAGUGAAGAAUUAUUGCCAAAGGAAACAACGACCACAGCUGAGUUUGUUAGAUCAGGAUCCUCUGAUGCUUAUUACCCAAACAACACGCACACUCAUGGAUCAGAGGAAAGGUUAACACUCAAUGCUGCAUAAUUACUGACAGAUGAAACAUAAACUGAGUGGAAGCAUGUAGGCAGCAGGAGGAUAGAGGCAGCUGAGGGAGGCUGGGUGUGAGGAAAUACUAAGUAAUCUAGUUUCCUUCCUCUGUCUUUCAUUUGAUAAGUAAAAAUUCCAUAUGUAGAAUGUGCGAGACUAAGUCGAGAAAAGACACUAAUUCAGGGCACAAAUUCAAAGCUAAUGUGUGUUCCCUCCUACUAAGGGUUUUUUUACAAUAAAACUGUUGACUAAUAAAAAUACACAAGCUGUAUUUUUAUUAGUCAACAGUUCCCUGGCAUUAAACAGGGGAUAGUUUUCUCACAUUUGACGUAAUAUAUCCUGUUCACAUUAACAUGCAAGCAACUUCUUCUGGGUGGAUUCAUUUUAGGUAUGCAUUAAGAAUGUACUUGUAAAACAGCAAAAGUUAACUGUAUUGAUUAACCUAUGAGAUAACUUAUACAAACAGAAAAAUAGAAAUGUGCAUUUUCACAGAUGCCAAGUGACUGGUUUGGUGUAAUAUUAAUAUAUUAUUUUUCUUAAUACACACUUAAGAAAUGACCAUAUUAAUAUGGCAUUUUAUACCUUUUGAUAAUGAAAAAAAGUACCCUUAUUUUGUGCCCACUGACUAAUUUCAAAAUAAUUGGAGGAGUAAUACAAUGUAAUUCAUAUAGAAAUAUGGUGCAGAUCGUGAACACCAUCCAUGGAGACUUUCCCCGUUAUUGCUGUGGGGCCCUGCAGAUGCACAUCAAGUAUGUUCCAAUACCUUUUAAUGAUUUAAUUGAAUACCAGGUACAGAAUUAUAACAAAAAAAUAAACUGGAAUUCAUAGACAUUGAUUUUGUGAAAAUACAAUCUGAUUUUUAAGUAAUUUGGUUCCACCAUGAUCCAAAGGAAAUCUUCUGACAUUCCAUUUCCAAUGUCCAAAGAGACAGCCCCCUUCAAGCCUAAGAGCAUUUUUUUUUUUUUUAGCAGAGGAAAACUCAGUUUGAGCAGAAAUCUGACAAUCGGCAAAGCCAAGUACUGUGCUGGCGGGGAACCACAUGAAAAGCUCCUUAAAGGCUUUACAGCCCAUGUGUGACCAAGUUGACACAUUUCUUCUCAUUCUAUUGUUGCAGAGGAGAGAGAAGAAACUGCAAUAAAAGGGAAAGCGAAAUAUUCUAACAGCUUGCAUCACCGAGGCCUUGAAUGCACUGGAGCAUAGUCUUGAGUUUUAUUGUUUAGACUGGCAAUUUAGAUCAUGUUAUCAAGCUGAUUGUAUAGUUCAGGAUAAAUACAAGUCUGUGUCACCUGUGUGUGUCUCCAGCCUAUAUAUAAUUUUAUUUAAAAUAAUGUAAGAGCUAAAAAACAAUAACUGGCUGAAAUGCAUAUUUGCUACUGCAGCAGAGAAGCAUUGAAUGGUUCUUUACUUAAUGCGGUGAAAUCUUUCAGAAUGCAUCUCCAAAAGCAAUUUCUCUAAUUUCAUACAUUCCAAUUUAAACCAAACUAA
Molecule: messenger RNA, 5307 nt
Organism: Fundulus heteroclitus (mummichog)
Lineage: Eukaryota; Metazoa; Chordata; Actinopteri; Cyprinodontiformes; Fundulidae
Product: free fatty acid receptor 2
Exons: 2
Coding region: 1568-2479 (303 amino acids)
Biological process (GO): cellular response to fatty acid; G protein-coupled receptor signaling pathway
Cellular component (GO): plasma membrane
Molecular function (GO): G protein-coupled receptor activity
Source: RefSeq, a predicted model, not a curated record